Messenger RNA from Xenia sp. Carnegie-2017, 9552 nucleotides. Its product is annotated as cilia- and flagella-associated protein 54-like. The record is from RefSeq and is a predicted model, not a curated record. Gene Ontology annotation, biological process: cilium assembly. Lineage: Eukaryota; Metazoa; Cnidaria; Anthozoa; Malacalcyonacea; Xeniidae.
GCGGUCGUCAACUAACGACAACCAUAUAGGCAUAUACGUACAACUUUUUAAAGAUUGGCAUUUUUUAAACAUUUAUAUCGUGAGGACGUAUUAAAUAUGAAUAGCAUAAAUUUUCUCAAUAUAAAUGGGAAAGAAAAAAAGAAACUCAACCCUAUUAUUAUCGCAUUUGAGCAGGCGUUAGAAACUAUUUUAUUCAAACUGACGAAGCUCAGCUCAACUGAAGGUCGUUGUCAAUCCAAAACUGCCAUACACAGAAGGAGACCUGAUUUUUCAAAACUCUUCAAAGAGUUCAGGCCACGACUUCCACAUCAAUAUUUUGUCAAAAAACUUAUGCAAAUUGGCUACUUCUUGUGUUCAUUAAAGGCAUUUCAAGAAGCUAAAUUCCAGUGCUUUACACGUUACCUUCAGGAAAUAUCACCUGACCACACAUGCAUUGAAGAAGUAGCUAAUUUAGAUUUUGAACAUUUUAAAGAAACAUUUUUCCCUAAUGGACUUGGUGACUCACAGACAGUGGACACAAUCAAAGUUUUAUAUGAAGACACCAUGAGUUCUUAUGUAUUGCUCAUAGAGUCAGAUCCAGAACUUCAGACUGCAAGAAGUGUGAAUCAAUGUUUGAAACUAUUGAAGAUUCUUAUGCUUGUUAUGCAGUUGGCAGUACAAUGUGAAGCCUUCUGUUGGUUACUCUAUAAUGGUACAAUUCAUGUUUACACAAUUUCACAACAGCUGAUGGUCACUGGAAGAAGCAACUUGGUUCUUGAAUAUUUACUGUGGUCAUGCAUGUGCAUGGAAGGAUCAGUUCCACUGCUGACAGUCAAAUAUAUCCCUUGGCGUAGUACAUUGUACUCUGCAACCUGUCUAUGUUAUCUUGACUGUAACGAGCCAAAGCAUGCUGAGACAUUUGCACGUAGAUCAAUGAAAAAAAUUACAGAGCUUGCCGACAUCGAGGAAAUGAGCACAUCCGUUCAAACGCCGGAAACUAAGGCCGUGUUUCAGGCUGCUAAAGUGAAGAUUGAUGUGUUUAUAUUUCAACGAGUGGUCUUUGAAAGCAGAAAGAGACCUAAAGGAAUGCUACGUCCUAAACUGAGAGCACCUAUCAAGGAAGCUUUGCAUUCCAACUGGCCUCGCAAUCAGACGGAGCGUCUACUGACGGAUCUAUUUGAUGGCAAUGCGGCUCAAUUUCUUGCUAUCCUUCAAACAUUAGGGGGUCCACAUCGCCGUACCCUGCAAUGUAACGCUCCUACUGGAUCUAUUGAUGACGUCACCUUGGAUAUUUAUCCCGAACUAUUUGUCGCUGGUGUGGACUUAAUAUCCGGUGGUAACAAUGCCCGGCUUUCACGUAACGACCAAGAGGUUCAUCCUUCUUGUAUUGAUCUAUCCAAUGCGUCACUUCUUGAACUAUCAGAAGAAGGUGUAGAUGGUGUACCAUUUCCACUGGUGAUGAGAUUUUUAAAACUAGCCUUCAGCUACGAACAAUGGGAGGUGUUAGAUACCCUUAUACAACCUUCCAUAAACUUACUUGAGACGCGUGCGCAGAUGGUUCAGUCACCUGUUUAUCUUAUGACACUGGAACUUUUAAUAGCCAUGGAGCCUUUUUACAAUCCAACUAAUCGAAGACACAACAAGAAGGGUGUGGCUUGUAAUGAGGGUGCAUUUAACGAUUAUUCUCAAGACUGUAAAGCGAAUGUAUCUUUUGUUGAUGAACUAUUGGUCGUUGCAAAUAUCCUCAGUCGAUUUACAAGUGAGCUGCCUAAGGCAGCCAUGCCAUAUGUUGAUGUAGAUAUGCUCGUGGAUGCUACUCUUUUCCUCUGGAAUCGUUGUAAACCGUUCUUCUUUCGUGUUGUAUCGUCAAAUUACGAAAGCUGCAAACAAGUUUUGAACGAUAAAGAUUGUGACAAAUGGCUCUUUCUUCUUCUCAACAUCGACAACGUUUUUCGUUCGUAUGGAUUGUCAGAUAUAGAUCCUGUCGUUGCUGCUGAAAUAUCAUUAAAACUCUCCAUGGUCAUUGAAUGUAGAGCCUCUAUGUGUACUCAAAACAACAGCGCUACCAUUUUCAAAACUCGACAGGAAAGUGAAGUUAAUAACGUUCGAAGCAAACAAUUGGACGAAAAUACUUUAGAAGAGAAUUUCACUCAUUACAGCUCAUCAUACCAGGACGUAUUUCCAAGUUCUGGUUUUGAUUUAUUAUGGCUGGCGUUUAAUGUACUCGAAUCAAGUGUUGAACGAGUUAGCGACGCAAGAGUAAAGAUUGGUGUCGAGCUGGUUUAUGAUCAGGUAAAGAAUGGGACGCUUGGACAUAAAGGAAGUGGAUUUUCUAAGAACGAUAUGGACUUGCAAAUAUUAAAAAUGGAAUUACUUUUCAACAUGAUGCGAUUGCUUUCCAAGCUGGUCAGCGGACGCUAUCACUCAGAGAUGGUGCCUGGUUUGCAGAAAUCGAUGACUUCAUCUUCAAUAUUAUUGAAAAAUCGUGGAAAAUCUCGUGAUACGAGCUCAUGGAUUGAGGACAUCGUCAAGAAAUAUACACGACUUCCCAUUGCGAGAGCAAUGUUUCUCAUGCACAAGACACAAAUUGAUGAGAUCACAAGGGAAAAAGCCAAAGAAAAUCUCAAGGAUUGUUUUAAUAUCAUUAAAAAAUGUGAAGUUCAAGAGAAAGUCCUUGCAUCAAGAUGUAAGAAUUCAAAUAAAGAUAUCGAACCUACAUCAACUCCACCUUCUCCAAUCUUAGUUUUUCGUAGCUCAUCUCGAAUGAUUUUAAAACCUGCGCCAUUUAUACCCAUCUGUAAGGUAAAUGCACAAAACGUGUACUGGUAUCGUAUGUUUGGUUGCUCUGCCACCGGUAGUAAUGUCAAAGUUAGAUUGAAUGAUUGUAAUCUUGUUGGAACGGGUAUAGAGGUACCGGCGAAUCAACAUUGCAUGUUUGAUGUGACAAAUCUUGAAGCAGGGGGAAGAUACGUGUUUGCAGUGGCUGCUUACGAUAAAAACGGUGAUCUCAUUGGUGGUGGAGUAGGUCCCACUGGAAUGGCUUGUCCUGCAUCUCAGCCUAUGCCAAUCAUAAUGGCUUGGUCUUAUUUAGCUAUGACUUGUUAUUCUGUUGGUAUUUAUGAAAUUGCUGGCGCUUCAGCCAGUAUUCUCUGGAAGUAUUUUGUCAAAGAGAAAGAUACGAGUCACCUGACCCAAGAGAUGUCUUGUUCAGGUAGUAAUGUAAUCUUGGAAGAACGUCACUUUGAUUGGGAGAUGUUGAACGAGAUCAAUCAAGUUUUGGGUCGUCAUUUUCUGAAAAGUGUGUUUAUUGCUGUGGAUGUUGCAGUGCGCAAUGAGAAGUUAUAUUGUGAUUCUUUAUGUGAUCAUGGAGUAUUACUACCUGGACAGAUACGGCGAAUUCGAGAAUGUGAGAAAAUGUUGCUUGUUCUUCGAGUCUCGUUGUGGAUAAAUGAUGUCAGUUUAGUUUUACAAAGUAUUACAAGAUGCUAUGGUCUUCUUGCUCCACUAAUUCACAUGAAUAUUCCUUCAAAACCAGUUGUGCAGAUUCUACUUAAAUGCUACGCUGUUCUUCUGGAAGUACCAUCAUUGAAUCGUUUUCGCAAAAAUUCUUCAACGUAUGACAGUUUUUAUCAUCUCAUUGCAGUCAUCACUUAUUUUCUCACCAAGACAUUGCCAAUAUGGGGGGAAGAUGAACUUGCCAGCACAAUCAAAGACUACGGUAGAAAACUUUUAACUAUCGAUGCACCAUUUGUGGAACAAAUGGUACCUGCCAUAUCGAUCACAGUAUCUCUGGAUGAGCCAAACGACGCGAACCAACAAGUGGGAACUAAAUGCAAGAAAAAAGGCGGGAAAGGCAAAUUGAAAAAAGUCAAAGGAGCGAACUUAAAAGCAACUACAAAGCCAGAACAGUCCAGUAGAACUGGCGUUUCUCAGAAAGCAGAGUUUAUGGCUUUAGAAAACGUUUAUGAUAAACGAGCAAGUCAAGCCAUGAUGAAUUUCAAGAACGACUUUGAUUUAACAGGAUCAGAGGAUCCGUCCGUUCUCACUAGUUAUAUAAUGGCUUUAAAUCCAAGCGAAGGCUACAGAGAAGUCCUUAAAUUCAAAAGACGCACGAAAUUUCUUCAGUAUUUUGUUAUGGUUGCUGAGAAAGCUCUUGAGUUUGACUGGUUUGAGAAAGUUCUAGAAUGGUCGAGUGACACUGACAUAUGGCUAAAUAAACGUAACGAUAUCCUGGUACCAACGCAGAAACCAUCCAUUUCCCAACAGUCACCUGACUUUGAUGGUGAGGAGAUAAAGAGCAAGAGGUUUGCAACUGCAAUUGUUGAAUAUGGAAAGCAGGCAGCCAAAAGAAAUACAAAGUGCAUGAAACAGCUUCUUGAAACACUUGCUGAUGUCAAAGACAAUAGUGACAUGACUUCCCAUUCAAAUGGGGAAAGGCCAGAUGGAAAGUAUGUAAAACAAGUCAAAUCUACGAGGACAAAUAAGUCAACCAGUCCCUCACGAACACCACCUCAUGUGCCUCGAAUAAUCCGAAAGGGUAAAAAGAAGUUUCGAGGAGCAACGGAUGAACAAACCUUGAUACGAGCUAUUGAAUCAUUGCAGUCAAAGCUUCCUUUAUUCUGGAAAUCUGAAGGCAGGAAAAGGAGAUUACGUUUGAUAACUAAAGAAGAAACUCCAUGGCGUUGUCAGUUGAAUAUCGUACGUGCUCUUGCUAGUUUUUCUUUCUUCCUGAAUCAAACCAAGGGAACCGAUAAAGGAAAUAACGAUGGUUUGAAUGAAGAAAGUGAAAUGUCUGCUCUGGAUAUGGAAUGGUUUGGUUUUGACCUCAGUGGGAUUCUUCUUCGUCAACGCAAUUCUGUCUUGAAGGAUACAUCUUCAUCUUUUAAGGAUCUUGUUUUGGCUUUAACUCAGAAACAAGAUCGAACAAAUGCAAUGAAAAAAAGAGAGCAACAGAGAAUUGAUGAAGAGACGGAUUACCUCAGAUUUGUUUACAACGCUUGUAAAUAUCUAUCGAAAGCAAUGGUUUUAUCAUACCGCUGUAAGUCUUGGGGUAUUUUGCAAAAUGCCUGUUGUCAUUUGUGGAAUAUAAGACAGAAACUCUACGCGUUUAUUAUGGAUCCUGGCACUAGAGUUACUGAAGAUAUACUUUAUGAGAUAACCUGGAUGGCUUUUUAUUUUGCGGCUGAUACACUGCUUGACAUGCUCUUGUUUAUGAAAGAAAAUGUGAAAGAUUUUUCAAGGCCGAUGAGCAAGACUUCUGAAGACAAAGGCAUCUUUUCCUUGUGGGGUGGCAUCGAGGAUGAGAAGGGCGGUUCUGAUUUAAUAUUUGAACCGUAUCUAGAUGAUCAUACAGAGAUGGAUGUUGUUUGGAUCCGUCGUAUUAUAAUGCAUUCUAUGGAAUGUUUGUUUUAUAAAGAGAAAUGGGAAAAGUUAGCUGACAUCAUAUUAAGAUUUUUCGCUCUUUCCAGAGGUCGCUACGCAGACAAAGUUUUGCCUUUACGCAUUUGCUCAAGAAAACUACUGGAAAAAGCUCAGGCACACGGCGGCGUUUUAAAAUACCAACCCACUGUUAUCAUUUCUACAGCCAGUGGUAAACCUGAAAAUCUCAAAAUGGAUGUAAAUAUGAGAGAUAAAAAUUUCGAUGUAGCAGUUCACAUCGAUGCCAAAAAUCAUAAUGUUUAUUGCGGUGAAAAUAACGCCCAUCGUCUGUUUUGUCCCUUGGAUAAAACAGCAACGUUGCUGUUGCUUAAAGAAACCGCUGAUUUGAAACAUUGCGCUGCAAAGGCUCUACAACAUAGUCGGGAGUUAUUGUUGAGAUAUCUAGCUGGAUUAGGAAAUCAUUUCAAGAAAAAUCCAUCAUCACGGGUCGCAUUUUUAUCCCCAGAUGAUGAAGAAUUGACGACAUCACCUCCAAAUAUCAGCGAACUGAAAUACGAAAAGGUUGAUGAUGUACAUAAAUAUCCCCUUGCAUCCUCCCAGCUUGCUGUCGUGAUAACAUCGUAUGAUAAAACAAUAGAAAUGCUUCAGUUCCAUGGACGAAAAGCGUUGUUAGCUCAAGCAAUGAAUGAAAUUGGCAAAAUUAUGCUUCACAUCGGUAAUAAGAGAUCCGCGCAUCGGUGGUGGCAAACGGUUCUGGAUACCAUUUUAUCCCCGUCUCUUUCUGAACAUAGUGACGCCACUCAUAAUCGUUAUCACAAUGCAGUAAAAACUGAGCCAAGUGUCUUGUUGAAGAAGCGAGGUAUUUGGGGAUGUAUGCUGGCCGCUGAAACCGCUGUAAAUAUGGCAAGGUAUAUUGAAACGGAUAAUGCUGACAGAAAGCUGGACUACUGUUAUGUUGCCACUUAUCUGUUUAAGGCAUUGUUUGCAUCCAGUUUACCUCAUCCUACAUCGUGCAGGGAUUUUGCUCUUUAUGACAUUGGCAAAGGAUGUUCAGUGAAUACAUUGAUACCAAGUGUUAACCUUUUCACUGACCCGUUUCGUUGUAAUGCUAAAGUAUUGUUGUCAUCAUCUGUUUGGCUGAUUGAAGAACUCAUUGAAACAGGACAUUACGUCAUGGUUUUGCCAAUAAUUACGUUAGCUCGUUAUGUAGCAAGUGAUGUGUUUGAAAGUAAACAUUGGAUCGCUAAAGUUCUUAUACUCAGGGUUCGAGCUUUAACAAAAGCAAGGUUGUUUUCCCAAUCAUUUAAAGUCUUCAAUGAUCUGUUGUUUGCUGACGAGAAAAUGCAGAAAAUCCAUCAGUUUUCCUGCUCUACUUCACUCAAUUCUUCUCAAAAUAUUCCGGCUCUUGAGAGUCUGAUAGUGAGCCGACUAUCCUCAGAAUACGUCAUGUUACAUGGCAACGAAGUUUGCCGAUUAUUGGUGUUAGAACAAGUUCGUCUAUUGAUUGAGAUUGCAGCUACAGUUUACGCUAUACCAUUAAAUAAAAAAACAGUACUUAUUGAAAAGCUAAGAGAAAUAAAGAACAAUUCAAACGAUUCGCCUAUUAAUAUUCUGGACAGUGACAUCUCUCACUCCACGUUAAAGGGUUAUCUACUGGCUGCUGCAGAACUUCUCCUGGAAGAGAUGAAAAAUAUGAUUUUGCUUCCACAGAAAAACUUGAAAGAAUUUCUUGAUGAGAGAGGUCACCUUAUCCGACCGGCGGAUUUUAAAAUUUUAAUUUUGAUCGAAAUAGAAUCAUCAUACAUUCUUCAUGAGUAUUCAGAAAAUUUGAGCGCAGCCAAGGUCAUUUAUGAAUGUAUGAGGACGCUGGAGGAUGCCAGUGUUCUUUUGGAACGCAAUGCCAUCAGACUCAGUUCAGAUUGGACGACAUUUUCCCGUUCUCCAGCUCCUACAAAGACACCAGAUAGUAUUCGCUCAGACCUAGGCUCAGUCAAGUUUGAGAAUGAUGCAAACCUGUGGCUGAAAUGUCGAAUGAAAUUGGUGGAAUAUUUGUUCUGUGAAGAAAAUAGUGUUGGUAGACUAGCUGGCUUCAGUCGUACAGUAGUCUCUCUCACUGGUUCCUCCCAUUACCAUUGUGAACAAGGUUUAGAUGAAAGUGAAGCAUUUGGUCAAAAUGAAAUGGCUGUGGAAUUUCAGUUUAAUUCUAUCUUGCUUAAACUCACGCAUGGCUCUCUUACUCAAGAGGAUUUCGAUACAUUGAAGAGCCUUGUAAAGAAAUUAGAAAAUGUUCAUUCACUGUCAGUGAAAGGUUCUUUGCUUUUGGUGAAAAUUUUGAUAUAUUAUGGUGAUAUCUCUCAAUCAUUUGGUUCAACUAUCGAUGAAACUUUGAAAUGUUACCAAAAAACAGAAAAUUUUAUCAGAAAACAGAUUAUUGCUCUGACCGAUACCAUGUACUUUAACGAUAUUGAUACAUGUAGUCGUGCUAUGAAUAUUUACCUACAGCACAACAUGCUUCUUGUUGAAGUCUGCUUAAGAAUUGGACGCUUUAAACUGCGGAAUAUCGACGAAUCAAGCUCACCAGAAAAUAUCAGUGAAGUACUAAAAUUUUUGCUCCAAGCAAUGUCCAUUAUCACUGAUGCACAAAUGGAAAAAAAUCCUUUGGAAAGCGAGUUGUUGUAUUUUAUUGGCGUUUGUCGGAGUCUUUUAUGGAAUUAUGAAAAAUGUCCUGAUAUGCUUGUCAUUACAACGUUUAUUGACUCCAUUAGCAAAACUUACAAGUUUGAUCAUGAUCUUGAGUUGAUGCGCAAAUGUUACCAACAACUUGUUUUAUUCUACCUCAAGAAAACGAAGAAAGUAAAAGAAGAGUUUUCAAACAAAAUCUCAGCAAACAAAUGGCACAAUGCUGCGAAAAUUAUCUCCAAAGACAGCCAAGGAAAAACAAAAGACAAAGAAGAGCUUUUGCUUCGACGGGAGACAAAGAGAGAACUUCGUGCCACAUGGAUAGCCUGUAGAGCAAUGUCCGUACUUUCAACCACCAUUGAUAGUCGUAGUCUACUAUAUGGUUAUAUUACAGGACUUUCAAUGCCCAAAAGUAGCGGAGAAAAGAUUCCUUUGUCCGUACUUCAUGAUUUGUUAGGAUCUGUAUCUAUUUCAAGCAUUAACGGUGGUGAGAUUCAAAACGAUGGCGUAAUUACAAUGAAUACGUUCGUGAAUGGAACAAAUACGGUUCAAAUCACGUGGAACCAUCUGUUGUAUUAUGUCGACCAUCUACGACGGCAAGUUAGUUACCAUUCUCUUGGAAUAAACGCGAUUGGUGGUGCGUUGUUCAGAUGGUCAAAGUUAUUAAAGUUGCAAGAGAUACACGAGUUUUGAACUCUGAACUUGACGUCUACGAGAAGAAUGCAAGUGGAGUAAAUGUUUCAUCUAUAUUGUUGCUUCCAGAAUUACCUUUGAAGAAAACUGAAGUGAUAUCACAUCAAAAAGGACGAUAUGUCGAUGAAGCUGAAGACAAUGAAAUCAGCAUUACUUGGAUACAAUCAGAUCCACUUUUGAAGCAAACUGAUAAUGACUUGAUCGAUUGUAUAUAUGCAUUCAAUACAAAAGCUACUUGUGGUGUACCCGUGACUGGACUUAGCGCGGGAAGGAAAAUCGUGUCACGGAAAAGUGUCGAAAAUAUUCACGAACAACUAGAACGUCUCCUUGUGUUGACUGAAAGUGAACAGACCAUCCAACAAAGAAAAGUAUCAAAAUGUGAAGGUCCUGUCGCUACUUCCAAUGCUAUUCCACAAACUCAACGCAGGAAAAAAGCAAACUCAUUGAGAGCGCAAUCUGGACUUGCUCGUCGUGACGUUGAAGUUGAUAGCAAUAUUCGCGCUUUUAUACAUGAUGUGAAUAAAAUGAUGCUUCAAACUGCUGGUUCGGAUAAAAAGGAACUUCCAUUUCAUGCAACCCAUUCUAAUAUUUGUAUUCUGGAGACUGUGUUUAAUACGUCGCGGGGUUUUAUUGGUAAAGUACCUGAUAAUCUGUAUCAAUGGAUCACGUCAAUUGUUGUUUAAUGUUGUUACAUUUAAAAUUUUUGUUUUGAUGACUGUUUUAAAUAUGUCAAGAAGUUUUACUGGUAAAAUAUUUGCCAUUUUGUUGUUGCGUAGUUAAAUUUUUGCUUUAUAUUUUAUGAAAAUAAGAAGCUAAAGUAAA